AUGGAGAGCCGCGACUGGGGCCUGGGCCAGCCGCGGGCUGGUUUCUGCCUGCUUCUGGCCGCCCUGCAACUUCUGUCCGGGACACAGGCCGAGCCUGUGGACGUGCUGAAGGCCCUGGGUAUGCAGAGAGGCCAGGCUGGGGUCCACGAGGGGCCUGGCUUCUGUCCCCAGAGGGCUCCAGAGGGUGAUCGGGCAUUUGGGGUAGGCAAGGCUAGCAUCCUCAGCAUCCCCACAUGGGAGCUCUUUCCAGAUGAGCACUUUCCUGCGAACUUCUCUGUGCUGAUGACUCUGCGAGGCCAAGCGGCCAAUCAUUCUGUCUUGCUCUCCAUUUAUGAUGAGAAGGGUGCCCGGCAGCUGGGCCUGGCACUGGGGCCAGCUGUAGCCCUCCUGGGUGGUUCCUUUACUCCCCUCCCCCAGAAACUCAACCUCACAGAUGGCAGGUGGCACCGUGUGGCAGUCAGCGUAGAUGGAGGGAUGGUGACCUUGGUCACCGAUUGUGAACCUCAGCCCCCAGUGUUGGGUCAAGGGCCUCGAUUCAUCAGUACAGCUGGACUCACUGUGCUGGGGACCCAAGACCUUGCAGAGGAGACUUUUGAGGGAGACAUUCAGGAGCUUCUGCUGAGUCCAGAUCCUCAGGAUGCCUUCCAAGCCUGUGAGAGGUACCUCCCUGGCUGUGACAACCUGGACCCUGCAACCUCAGGGGCCCUGCAGAGUGAGCCAGAAACCGGUCCUCCUCGGCACAAGGGUAAAGGAAAAGGGAAGAGAAAAGGACGGGGUCGGAAGGGUAAAGGCAGGAAGAAGAAAAAGGGAACUGAAACCAGUGACUUCCCCCAACCGAGCCUGCCUCCUGGCUUCCUGGAAAACCAAACCUCCACUGACAUCCCAAGGACCGAGGUACCAGUUUCAAAUCUGCCUCUGACUCCCACACCUUUGGUCAUCAUCUCCACUGUGACUACUGGCCAUAAUGUCACGAUACUAGAGGAGGACCUGGACCUUGACAAUGGAACUAAGCUAGGGACCCCAGAGGCUGAAGCAGCCAGGGAGGAUGAAGAAGGAGGUGACUCCACCAUGGGCCCCGACUUCCGGGCAGCAGAACAACCAACUCGGAUUCAGUUCCAGAUCUUUCCAGGCACUGGAGAAAAGGGGGCGAAAGGAGAGCCUGCAGUGAUUGAGCAGGGUCAGCAGUUUGAGGGACCUCCAGGAGCCUCUGGACCCCGAGGGUUGGUUGGCCCCUCAGGGCCUCCUGGUCCCCCAGGUUUCCCUGGAGACCCUGGUCCACCGGGCCCUGCUGGCCUCCCAGGAAUCCCCGGCAUUGAUGGUAUCCGGGGCCAACCAGGCACUGUGAUCAUGAUGCCGUUCCAGUUUGCAAGCAGCUCCCACAAAGGACCCCUAGUGUCCUUCCAGCAAGCCCAGGCCCAGGCAGUACUUCAGCAGGCCCAGCUGUCCAUGAAAGGUCCCCCUGGCCCAGUGGGGCUCACUGGGCGCCCAGGUCCUGUGGGUCUCCCUGGGCAGCCAGGUUCAAAAGGAGAGGGAGGAGUGAUGGGACCACAGGGUCCCCGAGGCCUGCAGGGACCUCAUGGACCCCCUGGCCAAGUGGGCAAGAUGGGCCGCCCUGGAGCAGAUGGGGCUCGAGGUCUCCCGGGGGAUACUGGUCCGAAGGGUGAUCGAGGCUUUGAUGGUCUUCCAGGGCUGCCUGGUGAGAAGGGCCAAAAGGGUAAUUUUGGCCAUGUGGGGCAACCUGGUCCCCCCGGAGAAGAUGGCAAGAGGGGACCAGAGGGCCCUCCAGGACCUACUGGACAGGCUGGGGAGCCGGGCCCCCGUGGACUGAUUGGCUCCAGAGGCUCCCCUGGCUCCCCGGGUCGCCCGGGUGUGGUCGGAAUUGAUGGCGCUCCAGGUGCCAAAGGCAAUGUGGGUCCUCCAGGAGAACCAGGCCCUCCAGGACAGCAGGGAAAUCAUGGGUCUCAGGGACUCCCUGGCCCCCAGGGACCCAUUGGCCCCCCCGGGGAGAAGGGCCCACCUGGAAACCCAGGAAUUCCAGGCCUCCCAGGAGCUGAUGGCCCUCCGGGUCACCCAGGUCAUGAGGGCUCCACAGGAGAGAAAGGUACCCAGGGUCUGCCGGGGUCAUCAGGCCCUCCGGGCUAUCCUGGACCUCGGGGUGUGAAGCCUGGACCCUCAGGUCCCCGAGGAGAGGAUGGCCCUGAGGGGCUAAAAGGACAGGAGGGGCUGGCCGGUGAAGAGGGUCCCUCAGGCUUAGCUGGGGAGAAGGGCAAGCUUGGAGUGCCAGGUCUCCCAGGUUACCCAGGACGUCCAGGACCUAAGGGAUCUAUUGGAUUUCCUGGGCCCCUUGGACCAAUAGGAGAGAAAGGGAAGCGGGGGAAGAUGGGACAGCCAGGGCUGGAAGGAGAGCGAGGACCACCAGGCUCCCGUGGAGAGAGGGGACAACCAGGUGCCACGGGGCAACCAGGCCCCAAGGGUGAUGUGGGGCAGGAUGGGCCCCCUGGGAUCCCUGGAGAAAAGGGCCUCCUUGGUCUGCAAGGCCCUCCAGGAUUCCCUGGGCCAAAGGGCCCCCCUGGUCCCCAGGGGAAAGAUGGGAGACCAGGGCACUCUGGACAGAGAGGAGAAUUGGGCUUCCAAGGUCAGACAGGCCCACCUGGACCAGCUGGCAUCCUGGGUCCUCAGGGAAAGACAGGAGAAGUGGGGCCCCUGGGUGAAAGGGGACCCCCAGGUCCUCCUGGACCUCCUGGUGAACAAGGUCUUCCAGGCCUGGAAGGUAGAGAAGGGGCCAAGGGGGAACUGGGCCCAUCAGGACCCCUUGGGAAGGAAGGGCCAGCUGGACCUAGGGGCUUCCCUGGCCCUCAGGGACAUCCUGGGGAUCUGGGACCUCCUGGUUUGAAGGGUGACAAAGGCCCCCCAGGGCCCACUGGGGCCAAUGGCCCCCCUGGUGAGCGGGGUCCUGUGGGCCCAGCAGGAGGCAUUGGACUUCCUGGCCAGAGCGGUGGCCAGGGGCCUGUUGGCCCUGCAGGCGAGAAAGGGUCUCCGGGAGAACGUGGUCCUCCUGGCCCUACUGGCAAAGAUGGGAUCCCAGGGCCCUUGGGUCCUCUAGGACCCUCUGGACCUGCUGGGCCCUCUGGAGAGGAAGGGGACAAGGGGGAGGUGGGAGCCCCCGGUCACAAAGGGAGCAAAGGUGACAAGGGAGAUGUGGGCCCACCUGGACCAACAGGGAUACGGGGUCCCGUGGGACACCCAGGCCCCCCAGGAGCAGAUGGGGCUCAGGGACGCCGGGGACUCCCAGGCCUCUUUGGACAUAAAGGAGAUGAUGGAGUCAGAGGCUUUGUGGGGAUGAUUGGUCCCCCUGGCUUGCAGGGGCUGCCAGGCCCUCCCGGAGAGAAGGGUGAGGUUGGAGAUGUCGGGUCCAUGGGUCCCCCUGGAGCUCCAGGUCCUCGGGGUCCCCUUGGACCCAGUGGAUCAGAGGGCUCUCCAGGGCUGCCAGGAGGAGUUGGUCAGCCGGGCGCUGUGGGUGAGAAGGGUGAGCCAGGGGAACCUGGAGACCCAGGACCUCCUGGAACCCCAGGAAUCCCAGGGCCCAAGGGAGAAGUUGGUGAAAAGGGAGACACAGGUCCAUCUGGGGCUGCUGGACCCCCAGGCAAGAAAGGCCCCUCUGGGGAGGAUGGUGCCAAAGGGAACGUGGGCCCCACGGGACUCCCUGGAGACCUAGGGCCUCCAGGAGAUCCUGGAGUUUCCGGUAUAGAUGGUCCCUCUGGGGAGAAGGGAGACCCUGGUGAUGUUGGGGCACCGGGUCCACCUGGAGCUUCUGGGGAAGCUGGAACUCCUGGGCCUCCUGGCAAGAGGGGCACUCCUGGCCGUGAGGGUCGAGAAGGCAAAGAAGGAGAGAAAGGUGCCAAGGGGGAGCCAGGUCCUGAUGGGCCCCUGGGAAGGACAGGCCCAGUGGGGGCUCGAGGACCCCCUGGACGCGUGGGGCCUGAAGGCCUUCAAGGGAUCCCAGGUCCUGUGGGUGAACCAGGCCUUCUGGGACCCCCUGGGCAGAUUGGUCCUCCUGGCCCCCUGGGGCCCUCUGGCCUCCCAGGGCUGAAGGGAGAUGCUGGCCUCAAGGGGGAAAAGGGCCAUAUUGGAUUAAUUGGUCUCAUUGGCCCCCCUGGAGAGGCUGGUGAGAAAGGGGAUCAGGGUCUGCCUGGCGUUCAGGGGCCCCCAGGACCCAAGGGAGACACUGGUCCCCCUGGUCCCAUCGGCUCUCUGGGCCCCCCUGGAUCCCCAGGUGUGGCGGGUCCUCUGGGACAGAAAGGCUCAAAGGGGUCUCCGGGAUUCCUUGGUCCCCGUGGAGAUACUGGUCCUCCAGGCCCCCCAGGACCCCCGGGUCCCUCUGCAGAGCUUCUUGGGCUGCGUCGCCGGCGCUCCAUCCCAGUCCCUGAGCACGGCCUGGAGGAGGUGCUGGCCUCGCUCACGUCGCUGAGCUUGGAGCUGGAACAGAUGCGACGCCCUCCGGGUACAGCGGAGCGGCCGGGCCUCGUGUGCCAUGAACUGCACCGCAACCACCCGCACCUGCCGGAUGGGGAAUACUGGAUUGACCCCAACCAGGGCUGUGCCAGGGAUGCCCUCAGGGUUUUCUGCAACUUCACAGCAGGAGGAGAAACAUGCCUCUAUCCCGACAAGAAGUUUGAGAUAUUCUCCUAUGUGGAUGCCGACGGGUCCCCAGUGAAUGUGGUGCAGCUGAACUUCCUGAAAUUGCUGAGCGCCAUGGCUCGCCAGCGUUUCACUUACUCCUGCCAGAACUCAGUCGCCUGGCUGGACGAAGCUGCAGGUGACCACAGCCGCUCCCUCCGCUUCCUCGGUACCAAUGGGGAGGAGCUGUCUUUCAACCAGACAGCAGCGGCCACCAUCAGUGUUCCUCAGGAUGGCUGCCGGCUCCGGAAGGGACAGGCAAAGACCCUCUUGGAAUUCAGCUCUUCUCGAGCAGGCUUUUUGCCCCUGUGGGAUGUGGCAGCCACUGACUUUGGCCAGACGAACCAGAAGUUUGGGUUUGAACUGGGCCCCAUCUGCUUUAGCAGCUGAGAGUCUUUGGGGUGGGAGGACAAUAAGGCGCCCCCAGAGGGGCACAUUUGGUGCUGAGGCUUUGAAGCCAUCAUAUUUAUCAUUUUCUGUGACUCUGAAGCCAG
Messenger RNA from Otolemur garnettii (small-eared galago), 5171 nucleotides. It is a transcript of the gene COL5A3, whose product is annotated as collagen type V alpha 3 chain. The transcript is spliced from 64 exons. The coding region runs from base 1 to 5067 and encodes 1688 amino acids. Gene Ontology annotation, molecular function: extracellular matrix structural constituent. The record is from RefSeq and is a predicted model, not a curated record. Lineage: Eukaryota; Metazoa; Chordata; Mammalia; Primates; Galagidae.